Messenger RNA from Ipomoea nil (Japanese morning glory), 1414 nucleotides. Its product is annotated as probable E3 ubiquitin-protein ligase RHC1A. Gene Ontology annotation, molecular function: ubiquitin protein ligase activity. Gene Ontology annotation, cellular component: cytoplasm. Gene Ontology annotation, biological process: protein ubiquitination. The coding region runs from base 177 to 1145 and encodes 322 amino acids. The record is from RefSeq and is a predicted model, not a curated record. The transcript is spliced from 2 exons. NCBI's taxonomy places the organism in Eukaryota, Viridiplantae, Streptophyta, Magnoliopsida, Solanales, Convolvulaceae.
GACGGCUGAGGUAAUAUCUCGAACCGCAAAUAUAUCAUCUCCUUUCUCCGAACCCCACUCUCCCUCCCACUUCAACCCCCUUCUCUACGCCCGAUUCUCUCAGCAUUUUGAUGCAGGAUAACCUCUGGAGCUGGGGUUUAGAUUUAAAGUUUGUUUCUUAGUAAUUAUUGAAGAAGAUGUCGAGUGGGAGAUAUACACACUGGUGCUACCAAUGCAGGCAGCCAGUUAAGCCUCGAGGAUCUAAUAUUCUUUGCCCAUACUGCCAUGGAGGCUUUGUGCAAGAGCUGAAUGAGGUGGUAGGGGGUGGAGAACAACGGGGUCAUAUUGGAUCAAACAUUGAGGAUGAUCAUCACUCUAGGUUUAUGGAACCUUUCCCCGACCCAAGAUUUGGGAUAGUGGAUGCCCUUGAAGCGUUUAUGAGGCAGAGAAUGGCUGGAAGAAACUCCAGUUAUGAUAUUAGGUCGAGAUCUGGCAUGAUGCCAGAGAACAAUAUGUCUUUUGGUUCUGGCCCAUGGGUGAUAUUUCAUGGCCAAUCUCCUGUUCGUAUGACACCUGAUGAUGCUUUUGAGUACUUUUUCAAUGGCAGUUCUAGAAUGGGGGGGCAGCGGCGAACUAAUUUUGAUGAUUUCUUUAUGGGACCUGGACUGCAACAAUUGAUUGAGCAGCUUAGUAUGAAUGGCAGGCAGGGCCCACCACCAGCGCCUCGCUCUGCAAUUGAUGCCAUGCCCACCAUCAGGAUUACUGAGAGGCAUCUCAAUACUGAUUCACACUGCCCGGUUUGUCAAGAUACGUUUGAAUUGGGGUCUGAAGCAAGGCAGAUGCCAUGCAACCACAUUUACCAUUCUGAUUGUAUCGUGCCAUGGUUGGUCCAGCACAACUCCUGCCCUGUUUGCCGCCUCGAGCUUCCAUCAAAUGUUUCUGCGAGAGGGCGUUCCAAUUGGACUUCGAGAUCAAGUAACGCCAGCAAUGGCAACAACGGUAGCGGUAGCAGCAACAGCAACAGCAGCACCGACAGCAAUGGCCAGAACCAGGGAAGAAGAAAUCCUUUCUCGUUCCUAUGGCCUUUCCGCUCAUCUAACCAGAACUCUAGUAGCUCUGCAGCAGCAUACGAGGACAACAACGGGACAAAUUACUAUCACUACUGAUUUUUCUUCACCGCGUUUCUCAUCAUGUUACAUUGCCUCUGAGAGGAGCUCAAUCUGGAUUCUGGGCCCCCCUUGGACUGGAAGUGAAUCUGAAAAAACAAAUGAUCUUGUGUACUUAAACAGAAUGUUCAAAAGUAUAGAAUAUCACAAGUAUGCAUGUAGAGGCCAUGUAAAUGUUUUCAAUUAUCCUUUCAAGUAUUUUCAAAAUGUAUGUGACAGGCUUGGUGCUUUUGCAGUAUUAUAUCUGUCUCUGUAUUCUUCUUUUCUCA